AUGGCCGGGAAAAGGCAGCGUAUAACAAGCCCAUGCCCACCAGCCCCAUCCCCAAAGCGCCCAGCGAAUCCGAUGUCCACCAAGCAGGCUGCCAUCCACCAUCUCAUCCAGACCCUCCACGCCCUCCGAGCACCCCAGAGCCACCCGCCCGGCUGCGAGGAACCCAGGGCGAAGCGGAUCAGGAUCGAAGCCGCACCCGACGGCUCAGCCUCGCUCGUCGUCGCCGCAGCCCAGCCCAGCGGCUGCCACCCCGAGAACGGCCUCCAGCGACCCACGACGAUCACCAACCAGCACUCCCCGCUCGUCUCAGCCACCACCCAGCAGUACGGACGGGUGAUCAUGAAGAAGGACGCACUGAUCAGCAAGAUCGGGCUCGAGGCCGCCCAACGUGCUAUCCGCAAGGCCACCCAGGACGAUCGGGCACCCGCCCGAGACUUGACCGGCCCGCUCUCCGAGCUGGCCAACGAGCGCCCAUCCCCGCCCGCCCCCAGCCCGACCGUCCACCCCAGCGAUCCCCAGAGCCUGUUCUGGUCCCCACCCACGCCCCACGGCGGUCCCAGGACGAGACAUGUGCCGAUCGACCGCCAACAGAUCCUCAUCGACCGUCUGGGCCGCCCGGACAUCCGCUGGCCGCUCCACCGGCCCUCCACCCCGCCCAACCAGCAGGCCUUCUUCCGCACCGACGAACUCACCAUCCGCCCAGGCUACCGGCCCCUCUCCCAGCUCUCGUUCGGCCUCCAGCCCGGCUGCUCCGCGCCCUCCGCCGGCCCACUCGACAGGAUGCUCAAGCCCGGAUGCAACCUCUCCCAAGCUUUCCUCCUCCGCGCCCCCUCCCCGACCCUCCCCCCCUCCGCCGGCGGCCCUGACCCGGCAGACGAGAACCGCAGCCCGACCGCCGCCUUCCCGUCCCGUCCCUCCGCCCAGCGCCCUUCUCCGCAAGCCAGACCUCAUCCCCCGCCACCUUUUCCUACCAACGACUUCUCGCCCUGCUCGCCCCUAAGAAACGACCUCCUCAAACUCAUCGACCACCACCACCACCAUCAUCAUCAACAGCAGCAGCAAGUCAAACUCGAGAACAACCCCACCCCCGCUCAUUCCCCCUCUAUCCUCAGCCAGCACCCUCACCAUCACCAACGUUGGCUGACCGAGCGCGACUCCAACUCCCCGUUCUAUGUCGACAAUGCGUUCCCCGAUAACCCCUUUGUUCUGGACACCCCUCUCGAUAACUUCUUGGGCUUCUUCUAA
Messenger RNA from Puccinia triticina, 1245 nucleotides. RefSeq lists its product as uncharacterized. The transcript has 3 exons. The coding region runs from base 1 to 1245 and encodes 414 amino acids. The record is from RefSeq and is a predicted model, not a curated record. NCBI's taxonomy places the organism in Eukaryota, Fungi, Basidiomycota, Pucciniomycetes, Pucciniales, Pucciniaceae.